Messenger RNA from Phodopus roborovskii (desert hamster), 1166 nucleotides. RefSeq lists its product as uncharacterized. Bases 1 to 1098 code for a protein of 365 amino acids. NCBI's taxonomy places the organism in Eukaryota, Metazoa, Chordata, Mammalia, Rodentia, Cricetidae. The record is from RefSeq and is a predicted model, not a curated record. The transcript has 4 exons.
AUGCAAUCCAUUGCUUCAGUUCUUCGCCAGGGGCGCCGGAGGCUGAGCUCCAAGUUUGCUGAGGCGGGCAGCAACUGGGGGCGCGGGCGGGGGGCGGGAGCCCCGACUCGGGUCGGGAGGGGGAGGAGCAGGCGCGCGGCCUCGCAGCUACCUGGCUCUCUCCAACGCGGCCGCACGCGGGGUGAGCUGGGGGCUCGGAAAGGACCCCAGCGCGGGAGGCCGGGGACCACACAGGUGAACCCCGCCCGCGGGCUCCCGCUCCACCGGGUCCCCUCAUCCCACGAUCCCACCCGCCAUCCCCUCCCCCUCGUUCCUCCACCCGGGCUCCGAUGCACUUUCCCAAAAGCCCGAGGGCGCCCUCGCUGCACCCUGAACCCAUUCUCCGCGCCCCACUUUCUCCAAGAGAAAAAAGGGGGGAGGGAGAGAGAAGCAUGCAGAUGCGGCGCAGAGCGGGUCGCAGGAGGGCAAGGUGAGGGCGCGGGGACUUACUCUGCCAAGCGCGGUGCCAAGCGCAGCGGCCGGGAAACCCAGGCCCGGUUCCCCGACGCCCGGAACCCCACGGGCCGACAGGUCAAAGUGCUCAGGGCCGAACGGCGUCGGGGACAGGGACAGCGACCGCACGGGCGCGCGGGUGGGGUCGGCUCAGCAGGCGCUCACACUGCGCUCGGGCCGCGGCUCUGCGCGGCUCGGCUCCGGGCUCCCCUCUGGCUCCUUGGCACCAACUCCGGGCAGUCACAUGACGCCGGCGCCGCUCGCUCUGCGAGCCUCCCCGGGGCUGGCGGGGGGAGGCCUGGGGCGGAGCAGCCCCGAGGGACUUUUCUUGGAAAGGUAGAGACCCCCGGAGGCGUGCAACUCUUGAAGGCCCCGCCUGCCCUUGGAGCGUUAAGGCAGUUGCGGCUCAUUCAGAGAGCCAGAAAACUUAGCAAACUUCGGGCAGAUCUCCCACCUCGGGCGAGAGCUCAAUCUGACCCGGGGCUUGCCCCGCGACCUUUCCCUUUCCUUUCACGAUGUUCGAAGGCUAGCAGCCUCAAGGCACUUUUCUGGCUGAACCAGACCCGUGCAGAGGACGAUUUUGCACAGCUUAGUGUUAGAACCUGAUGCCUUUGAGUUUCUUUUUAAACAGUAUUAAUGUAAUAAGGAACGCAAUAAAAAGAACAAAGGACAAA